GAAGGUUAAUGUUUCAUUCUUUCAUUAAAUAUUUAUAAUUAUAAUAAUUGAAUUAAAAAUCGCUUACAUUAAAGCAUGUGAUUAAAUAAAAAAAAUGGCUGAAAACGCUAAUACCGGAGCAAAGGUUUGGAAGUUUGACUGGAGAAGUAUUGCGAAAUAUAGCCUGUUAGGAUUUAUCGCUUUGUUUUUAGGAUUCAUACAUUACAAAUAUGUUUCCAACUUGUUUGAAAAUGACAGAAACUUCUCUUAUCUCUCUGAUCUUGAACGGGAGAUGUCUUUACGAACAGAGAUGGGUUUCUACUAUUCAUAUUAUAAAACUAUAGUAGAAGAAAUACCAUAUAUUGCUGGAAUAUCCAAAAUUAUGUACGACAAGUUGGUUGAAUAUCCAAAAGAAGUAAAUGCAUUUAAUAGAUUUAAUAUUUUUCCAGAGGUAAUAAUUGGAACGAUAUAUCGAUAUUUUGAACCAGCAUUAAACUCAUCUCAUAGAGAAUGUCAUAUGGUUGAACGUGACUCCGGCAUGGAGCCUGUGGAGAGUUGUGUGGGACUCGGAGUGCCAAUUAUAUUCUACUUAGAAGUUGUUUGGUGGAUGGCUGGGUUAACUGUAUCUGUGCUGUUCUUGCAUGCAGCCACACUUAGUGGAAACUUAUUAGGCGGUCUACUAGCGAUUGUCCAGUACUUUGCCAAUCACACGGAAUGCACGCGAGUUCAAUGGGCGCCUAAUGAGAGAGAGAAUUUUGCGUUACCAAUACUUUUACUACAAGGAUGGCUACUUACUAUACAAUUGAGGGAUAAACCAAGGAAACAUGGCAUACGGUUACAGGUAGCAAUAUUUCUUUGCAACUGUCUCUGUCUUUUAUUCUGGCAAUUUAGUCAAUUUAUAUUCUUCGCACAAUUAUGUAUCUACUUUUUGAUGGAGCAAUUCUAUAUAAUUGAUACUAAAGUCCUUUCUAUAUUCCUUCACGCGCAUUUCUGUGGUUUACAUAUCGGUCUCUUACAAGGCAAUGAUAUGCUCAAAUCGUCAUUGUAUACAUCCAGUUUUGUAGUUCUUUUCCUCUACUCUGUAUUCUUUAGUUCAAUGAGAAUCAAAAUUAAAAAUACUAAAGAUAUGAUAUUAGAAUUCUUUCUAAUUAUAUUCCGAUUCAUUUGUAUAGGUAUUUCUACUGUAUAUUUAAAAAUAUUCAUCAGUAAAUUUUUAGGAGUUGAAGAGGAUUCACAUAUAUGGGAUAUGUUGUUCUCUAAAUUCUCAUCUAAAUAUAAAAAUUUUCAUACGCUCAUUUACACUUGUACUGAUGUAUUCGAUUUCCUCCCCUUCUCUUCCAUCGAGAAGAUGUUCAAUACAUUUUUAAUACCAUUUAUUAUCGUAAAUAUAUUAAAUAUAUUAAAAAAAACAUACGACGACGCAAUCAUAUUGAGAGAUAAUGAAAUAUAUAAGAAAGAGAAAAAAGAAGAUUUAAACAAAGACAAGAAAGAGACAGACGAUAGUUAUAACGCAGAAAGUAAGACUGAAGUUUUAAAUGUAUUGAUGUUUAUUAAAUUUGAUCCGGCGUUAUUUUAUAAUUUAUCACUUAUGAUGAUUUAUUGGGUCUUUGCGAUAUUCGUGAUGAGACUCAAACUAUUGCUGGCAACACAGAUGUGUCUACUCUCAUCUUUGAUAGCCACAAAGAAGUUAUAUAGGUUUCCUAAAAGAAUAAUGGAUCGUUUGCCAGUGAUUUGGUUUAUGCUACUGUUACCACUCGGUCGGCAGCUAGUGGAUAACGUGACCAGAGAAACAGCCCAUAUUGGUGAGUUUAGUGACUACCCACAAGAGGAAAUGCUUAAAUGGAUAUCAAGUGAUGCAGGUACCGGCGCAUUUGCCGGUUCCAUGCCAAUAUUAGCUACAGUUAUGUUAGCGACGAGAAAACCCAUAGUCGCACAUCCGCAUUAUGAAAAUUUAGGGGCCAGAAAACGUGCAUACUCCGUAUAUAAAGUUUACGGUAGGUUUUCAAGUGAGGAACUGUAUGAGGAAUUGAGAAAUUUAAGAGCGUCUUAUCUCAUAGUUGAAUCCAAAUACUGCUAUGGAAGGAGCAACAAGGGUUGUUCAUUCGCGGACAUCUGGGACAUAGAGGAGCCAGCAUUGGCGCGAUUGCCUCAACUCUGCAAUUUGUUACUGACAGAAAAUGUGGAUCAUUUCUAUCCUGUGUUUAGGAAUCAACAGUACGCCGUGUUCCUUGUACACGAUUAUAGUGUCAGAUAUAUGCCACGUACUUUUUCAACUUGACGUACAUCAAAAGAAAAUGAAAAAAACAAACGUUAAUAAUUACUAAGUUUCUAUUUAUUUAUACUGUAACAUAUAAUUGGAAA
Papilio xuthus (Asian swallowtail) is the source of this 2340-nucleotide messenger RNA. Its product is annotated as probable C-mannosyltransferase DPY19L1. The transcript has 10 exons. Lineage: Eukaryota; Metazoa; Arthropoda; Insecta; Lepidoptera; Papilionidae. The coding region runs from base 95 to 2257 and encodes 720 amino acids. Gene Ontology annotation, molecular function: mannosyltransferase activity. The record is from RefSeq and is a predicted model, not a curated record. Gene Ontology annotation, cellular component: nuclear inner membrane.